Messenger RNA from Peromyscus eremicus (cactus mouse), 2319 nucleotides. RefSeq names its product fms related receptor tyrosine kinase 3 ligand (gene Flt3lg). The transcript is spliced from 7 exons. Bases 490 to 1368 code for a protein of 292 amino acids. Gene Ontology annotation, molecular function: cytokine activity; receptor tyrosine kinase binding. The record is from RefSeq and is a predicted model, not a curated record. Gene Ontology annotation, cellular component: cell surface; membrane. Gene Ontology annotation, biological process: positive regulation of cell population proliferation. NCBI's taxonomy places the organism in Eukaryota, Metazoa, Chordata, Mammalia, Rodentia, Cricetidae.
CUGUCCCCUGGGAGCAGUUGGGGGUUAGGAAGCAGGGAACUCAGAAAGGAGGCCACGGUGACAUUCUUCGUGGGAGAUGGUGGAGGCAAGGCCAGUGCGGUGGCAGCUGAUGUGAUGGGCACUGGUCAGAUUCUAUAUCCAUUUCGAAGCUGGAAGACCUGGUUGUGACCUUAGCUAGUUCACAGUGUCGCUGUCCGUGCGCUGUCCUAGCUGAGGCCUGCGGCCGCAUCACUUGUCACCACUAGGUGGCGCGUCCCGCCCGGGCACGAACACACUCCUUGCACAGUCUACCCCAAAGUUUCCUUUCACUUUCGGUCUUUGGCUGUCACCCAGCCUGGUCCUUCCACACCCAGCUGGGGCAAGCCUGGUGCGUGGGGUGAAUGGCUUUCCAGGUCCCGGAGGGGCGGUCCCAGGGUCCCCACUCCCGGGCCGAGGGAGCAGGGUGGGGGCCUGGGGAGGAUUCUGGGGACCGGUUUCUUAGAAGGGAAGAUGACUUUUCACCGUAACUGGGGCUCGUGCAGGAAGCCCGGGGGAGCAGGAGGCGGAAACGUGCCCACAUCAAAGGCGGCAGGACGGGGCGGAGGGGUACAGGGGCGAGCGCAGAAGGGGCUGCAGGGUGCGAGGCCUGCUCUUCUGUCCCUUCCAAGACCCUGCCACAGGCAUGAGGGGUCUCCGGCCGAGAUGACAGUGCUGGUGCCAGCCUGGAGCCCAAAUCCUUCGCUGCUGCUGCUGCUGCUGCUGCUGAGCCCUUGCCUGCGGGGCACACCUGACUGCUAUUUCAGCCACAACCCCAUCUCCUCCAACUUCAAAACUGACUACCUGCUUAAAGAUUACCCAGUCACCGUGGCCAUCAACCUUCAGGACGAGAAACACUGCAAGGCUUUGUGGAGCCUCUUCCUGGCCCAGCGCUGGAUGGAGCAACUGAAGACUGUGGCAGGGACCGAAAUGCAAGAGCUGCUGGAGGCUGUCAACACGGAGAUACAUUUCGUCAGGUCGUGCGCCUUCCAGCCUCUCCCAGAAUGUCUUCGCUUCGUCCAGACCAACAUCUCCCACCUCCUGCAGGACACCUGCACGCAGCUGUUGGCUCUGAAACCCUGUAUGGGGAAGGCUUGCCAGAAUUUCUCUCGGUGCCUGGAGGUGCAAUGUCAGCCAGACUCGUCUACCCUGCUGCCCCCAAGGAGUCCUGUCGCCCUAGAAGGCACCGAGCUUCCAGAGCCUCCGUCCAGCCAUCUCCUGCUGCUGCUGCUGCUGCUGCUGCUGCUGCCUCUCACGCUUGUGCUCCUGGCCGCUGCCUGGGGCCUUCGCUGGCAAAGGGCACGAAGGAGGACGGCGCUCCGCCCUGGGGUGCCCCUCACCUCCCAUCCCUAGGAUAUGACACUUUUGCGGCAUUGACUCAGCCAGGGGCUUAUCUCGGUGAGUCUUCCACUUAUACCGGAACAUGGAAUGGCCAGGCUUGGGGGUAGAGUCAGUCCAAGAUUGGAGGGGGGGUGUCUCACUAUGUCUCAUUGGAGGGGCAGGGGUUCAGGGGAGUGGUGUGGUGUCCGGGGGAAGAGCAGCCUUUGAUAAGCUUCCAGUGUGGCAAAGCUCAGGGGCUUCUGAAGCUGCCACCAUCAGAAGGCUGCAGAGAGCCAUGGAAGGCUGUGGGGAGGAGCCUGGUGUGGGAAGAAGGCAAGAAGGCAGGUCCCCCACAAGUACCCAUAUUUUAGAGUUCACUGUGUGCUUUACACUCAUGCCUCUCCUGGAGGUUAUACCUGUAGUCCCAGCACUUGAGAGGCCAGAGCAGGGCGUCUGCUGCAAGGUCUGGCCACCCUGGGCUACAUGGUGAGUUCAAGGCCAUUGUGAGAUACACAAUGAACCCUUGUCUCCUGUCUCAAAUAAACAAACAAAAAAAUGCAAUUCAGUGACACUUUUUUUUUGCAGAUGAGGUCUCACUAUGUUGCUCAAACUGACUUUGAACACCUCGAUGAAUCUUCCUGUCCCAGCCUUCCCAAUAGUUGGGCCUGUAGGCAUGUUAUAUACAACAAGGCUUUUCUUUUUCUUUUUUCUUUGUUUUCUCGGUGCUAGAGUUGGGAACCAAAACAAGGAACAAGCUAGGCAAAUACUGUGCUACUGAGCUACAUCCCCUGCCCAGAGGACACAGUGUCCAGGCAUGGUGAUGGACAUCGGUAACCCAGUACUUCUGAACUGGAAAUGCUGAAGCUGGAGGACACUGACUUUAAGAAAAACAAAAAGGAAGAAAAAGAAAGAGAGAGGAACACUGUAGCCCUGUGUGGUGGCUUCUGUCAUCCCAGCUCCUUAAAAUAAAGAGCGACUGCUGGG